Camponotus floridanus (Florida carpenter ant) is the source of this 1577-nucleotide messenger RNA. RefSeq names its product integumentary mucin C.1. The transcript has 3 exons. Lineage: Eukaryota; Metazoa; Arthropoda; Insecta; Hymenoptera; Formicidae. The coding region runs from base 172 to 726 and encodes 184 amino acids. The record is from RefSeq and is a predicted model, not a curated record.
CAUCUUGAUAUCACACGCAGCAGCAGUCGCUACUGAUCCCUGCGAGUAGGCGUAAGGCAUAGCUGAGCAGCAAACAAUUAAUAGUGGUUUAGAAUACGUGUACAUCAUACGCGUCUCCAAACGAUACGAGAGAAUUUCGCUUUCGCACUUUUUGAUACGAUUCGUACCAAAAUGAAAUCGACUUGUGUGAUUUGCGUGUUGCUGGGCAUAACGAUUAGUUCGCUGGUAUUAGCUGAGGGUAUAGCAGAAAUGACAAAUGCAACACAAACAUCUACAUUUGCUUUGUCAAACUCUACAGUGAAGCAGACAGAACAGAAGGAUAAUAAAACAACAACUUCUGAGCCUACAACACCUACAUCAACUACAACGACAUCCACUGUUUCAACUCCAGUUACAAUUCCAAAUACUACUACUCCUACACCCACUUCAAAACCUACUACAUUAACACCUACAAUUCCUACAUCUACAACUCCUAAAUCUACAACUGUAACGCCGAUGACAAGUACCAAUGCUACAAUAACUUCUACUACUACUAUAUCCACUAGUACAUCUGCGGUAAAAACAACAGCUGAACCACCAACUACUUCAUCACCUACCGAGCAUCGUCAUUUUGAUGGUCUAAGCUUUUUUGGUGGCAUUAUUCUUGCUACAUGUUUGAUGGCGAUUGCCACAUUUUCAUGGAAAUUCUAUAGGCAAUGCAAUGAAAGGAACUACCGUACACUGUGAUAAGGUGCAAGGCUGUAAUAAACUUUCGAUAACUAAAUGCAAUUGAUCGAAUUAAGAACUACGAAUAAUUAUUUUAUUGUAAUAAUAUUGCGUAUUUUUAUAACGCACGUUAAGUGUUGCGUGGUUUAAGUGCUCUUAGUAAUGUGAUGUGCAACCACGAAUUCUGUUAUAAUUGCAGAGAAUCAAGCAUCAUAUUCAUUGAAAAUGAUAGUUUGUAUUUGUAUGCGCGUUUUAUGAGUAGAAAAACUGCGAACCAUAAGUUGCACAAAUGAAAAGAGAGAAAAGAAAGCGAUAGGAGCAUUAGAGCUAACAACCAAUCAAAAAUAUAUAGAAGAGAAAGAGAUUAUAGUUCUCUAAAUAUUAUUUUUCACUUAUUAGUUUUCACUUGAGCUUUGUGCAACUGUCGAUAAAAUGCAAUUUGUAUCUUUAAUAUAUGGCACACGCAACAUGCGUAUAAAGUCCCAUAAUAAAGUUAUUUAAGCUUUAACUUUUCUGAAAAACGAGGGAGAAAAUCAGCUUGAGAAAUAAGAGUUUGAUGUACAACAAUUUUGACAUAGAAAUAUUAUUAAGUUAAAUUGAAAUAAAUUUCGAAAGCAUUUCAGAGAGAUGUAUCAUGCUGUAUAAAUAAUAUCUUGAUCGUAAUAUGCAUUGAAAAUACAAUGUGUAUAUAAACUUGAACUAUUAUCAAGAAUAAUGGUUAUAUGAUGAAUGCAAGCUGAUAAUUCUCUUCUUUGUAUACAGCGGAUAUAUAUUUUGAUUUUAUCAUAUAAUAUUUUUUCACUGAAACCUAGGCAGUUCAACACAUAGAUAACGAUGAAUAAAUACUUGAGUAAUGUGCUCUAAUCAAAGUA